GUUUGGGACUGCUGUUGUUUUCGGAGCUGAAGAACCUGCCUCUGUGCAGUUCGGUCAUAUAGUACUAGAUGCUCAUUUUCUUUGCACGUUUUGAUGGCCAAACCUCAGCACACUAGAACACAGCGUCUCAUCUGUUUCCAGGACCGACGUCACGGUUAGUGUUAGUGAGCUGCUUAGGUUCUUUGCCCGGAUUAUCAGUGCGGUCGACGGGCUCGCGCAUUUUAACGGUAUUUCUUACUUUCGCUCGAGAGAACCGGGACGGUCCGACCUGAAAUUAGCAACCAUUUUCUGAGGAGAUAAGAGGAAUCAGAGCUCUACAGAUAUGAAUGUCAAUGUAUUGAAUGUUGAGGAGAUAUUCAGCAUUCCUGGGGCAACAAGGGGAAACAAGUUAUCCUUUGGCAGGAGUGGCACCCACAGUGGACACUCAAGAAUGACAGAUCCCAUGUUCCUGGCUGGAUGUCGGGUUCGACACAGUCAUUCUCAGGAUACAUACCAGGAGAUGAGUCAGCCAUCCAUAACAGCCCUGGCCUUUCAGCAUGGUUCUCAAGAAGUAAAUGAGCCAAAAGGUUCAGCAAAAUAUCAGACAAGGCCCUAUAAUUUCGGAGUGGACAAAUGGGAGAAACCUAUAGAGUCUCAGCUUGGAUGUGGGAAAGCCAAAGGAAUCUUGGGACUAUUUGAAGAAAGCAAGAAAAAAGCUAAAGAGAAAGAUGAAAGUGAGUUGUUCAAUAAUAGAUUUUCACAACUUGAGGAAAGCGUGGAUCACAUAAAAAUAUCUUUAAAUAGAAUUGAGAGCCAGGCAGAUUCUAGAAAGACAUUUAUUGCUGAAGGUCUGGAUGUUUGUUCAAAGCAAUUGGAGGACAAAGUGAGAUCAAUUUGUGAUCCAGUACUAAGUGAGCUGAAAUCUCAAAGUCAAGUACUGGCAGAGAUGGAAAAAAUGGAGACAGAAAUGAAAUCUUGUAUGUUAGCUCUGCAGGACAACGUAGAAAGAAUGAAAAUGGAGCAUAGCAAAGAUAAUGGGAAAAUAAGUGAAAAGCUGGAUUUGUUAAACAGCAGCCUAAAGUUUGAUGAACUUGUGUCUUUUCUCACCAACUUGGCGUCCUCUUAUAGGCCUACGUGUAAUGUUAAAGAUUGCACUGUUCAGACAUCACCUCGUUUGUGUGAAAAUUUUUGUCUUGUCAGCGAAGAAAAGACUUACUUUGAAAGCACACGGGUAUGUAAAACUAACACACUACAGCCCAGCACUGCUCUCAUGCCAGAGGAGUUGGGCAAUGGGACAUCAACAUCUGAAAAGGAAUCUGAUGAACAAUGUGCCAAAGUCUCGGGAACAAUAAACGAACAAGCCAUUUUUUUUCUAGAUGAGGAUCGAUCAAUGAAUACUUUAAAAAACAGAGUAGAUGAGAAUCCUUCCUUGAGUUCAUAUUACAUGCAUUCUACUGGGGCAAUUUCCGGCCUCUCUGAGCCAGACAAUGGGUUACAAACAUAUUUUAUGAAAGAAAAUGAACAACAUGAAAGAAAAGGGCAUGUCCAGUCCAGCCAUAUUUCAGACACACAAAAUGAAAAUAACCUCUAUGGGUUAAAUGGGUUGACACAGACCUCGAACACUUUCAAAGGUGAAGAAGUGGUCAACGGUCUUAGCAAGGAAAGCAAUGCUAAAGACGUCCGAGAUCCUAAAAAAGACUGGAAACGAAAAAAAGGCUUUAGGAAAGGGUUUAAAAAAUUCCCUUCCAGGAAAAAGCAAAAAGUUAAAAUAUCAGUGUUGUCACAAAGUAAAACAGAAAGUAUGCUGCACCCUUGUGAAGACAGGCAAGGCUUUAGAAAUGAAACCCAAAUGCAAAGGGAUCCCUUUGAGACUGAAGUUGAGAAUGUAAGGAUGUCAGCUGAAAAGCACCAAUAUCAAACAGCAAAACUCCAAAAAAAAAAGAAUAAGAUUAUUCCGGUGUCUUAUUCCUGCGAGAGUGUUGGAAAAACUAGCCAAGGAAGCUGUAGAAUGGGGCCCACAAAAGUAGACCUAAAUCUAUGGGACUAUUUUCAAGACAGCUCAUGUACACAGCAUAUUACUGGAUACGAAAAGAAAACACUUUCCUGGGUAAGUCCAUUUAGCCCUUUAGUGCACAAAAAUACCUUUCCUAUUGUCAGUAUUCCUAAAAAACAAGAAAUGCAAGAAAGCAAAGUUGUUUCAUAUUUAUGCGUUUUUGACUCCAGUGAUGAUUCUGAUUAAAAUGGAUAAAAAACAUUAGAAUACCAGCUGACAGUUGUUAAAAGGUAUUAGAGAAUGUAACAGUGACCUUCUGCUGGAUUUAUAAAUGAUUGGUGCUAUUUUUGUGUGGCUCAAGCGUAUAAAGCAGGCCAAAGUCUGUUUAUUUUUUUUUGCACUACAGCUAGUUUGGAACUUUUGGGCAUCUUGUUUUAAAGCUGAUUUCAUGGCAAGAGAGGUGUGCAAGUGUUAAUAGAUCAGCCAUAGUUUGUUAAUAAUAAGGUUUAUUAUUUGAAACCUUAGGGUUCAAAUAAUUAACUUGCAAUUUAACUUAUACAUUUACAGUACCUACAAAUGUUUACUUUGAAAUGUGUAAAGGAUUUUCCAUUACUGUAAGUAGUUCUCUAGUCUUAAAUCUAAUAUACUGUAUGCUUUCACACACAA
This is a messenger RNA of Lepisosteus oculatus (spotted gar), 2638 nucleotides long. RefSeq names its product interactor of HORMAD1 1 (gene iho1). Gene Ontology annotation, cellular component: condensed nuclear chromosome. The record is from RefSeq and is a predicted model, not a curated record. Gene Ontology annotation, biological process: DNA recombination; homologous chromosome pairing at meiosis; meiotic DNA double-strand break formation. NCBI's taxonomy places the organism in Eukaryota, Metazoa, Chordata, Actinopteri, Semionotiformes, Lepisosteidae.